Messenger RNA from Ruditapes philippinarum (Manila clam), 975 nucleotides. RefSeq lists its product as uncharacterized. NCBI's taxonomy places the organism in Eukaryota, Metazoa, Mollusca, Bivalvia, Venerida, Veneridae. Bases 61 to 975 code for a protein of 304 amino acids. The transcript has 5 exons. The record is from RefSeq and is a predicted model, not a curated record.
GUUUCACUUUGUAUUAUCUUUUUGUAAACAUGAAUCAAAAUUUUUUUUGCCUUUACCAACAUGUCUUAUUUACAAGAAUUUUUAAAUUUAAUUGUUGUCACAAUAUUAAAUGUCACUGGAUUUAACUUGAUCAUCAUCAUUACAGGUCUUCAGAGAAGGUUCAGACACCAUGUUCCGUACCAACUCUACCUAAAUUGCCGCAACCACAAACUAGCACUGUGUGUGAAGCACUUGAUGCUGAGCUUUCCGGUCUUACAAGAUGUUGACAGUCUUCUUUUAAGUGUUUGGAAACUGUUCCAUUACAGUCCGCAGAAGUAUGUUAUCUUCAUGGAUGUACAGAAAGCCUAUGGGUUGAAGAACCUUAAGAUGAUACGGGCUGCAGCUACAAGGUGGUUGUCGCAUGGUAGGGCAUGUAGACGUCUUAUUGAACGCUAUGUCCAGGUUCUAGAUGCUCUAGACGAAAUGAUUGACAGAAAGCAUGACCCAGAAAUUGAUGGAUUGAGAAACAUGCUGUGUUCAAAGGGUACUCUGGCUGGUAUCCUGAUAUUAUGUGACCUGUUGGAACCAGUUAUUGUCUUUAGUGAUUAUCUUCAAGGUGCCAGUAUAGACUUCUCACAUGUCAACAAAAAAGCCAAGGAUCUGACUGAUGCCUUACACACCCUGACAGAGAGGUUCCAUGACUCCAUCCAGACUCCUGAUGCUGACUUGUACUUUUCCAAGAUGCCAGCUCUUUUCAUGGAAAUUGAUGAAAGAACUAUUCUGAUGAGGAGAUUACACCGUAAAAAAGGGAAUGAUGGAGUUUACGAUCCAGAACAUCUUGUGAAUGAAGUAGCUGUACCUAUAACCCACCACCUUAUACAAGAAAUUGAAGAUGCUUUCAGGUGCUCUCCUGUUCUUUGUGCAUUUAAUGCAUUUAGAUUGGAGUCUGACCCAGAUGACAUUCAAGAACUGAAGGACUAUAAGAAGGUAUAUUAA